Molecule: messenger RNA, 1271 nt
Organism: Saccostrea cuccullata (small rock oyster)
Lineage: Eukaryota; Metazoa; Mollusca; Bivalvia; Ostreida; Ostreidae
Product: nucleotide exchange factor SIL1-like
Exons: 5
Coding region: 146-1084 (312 amino acids)
Source: RefSeq, a predicted model, not a curated record
UGAUUUGGAAAACCCUCCAAGUAACUGCUGGGACAUACAUAUUCUCUGGACAAAUUGCAGUUAAAUAUUAUAAUAUUCCUACAAGAAUGCACUGUGAUUUGCCAUUUAAUGGUAAAGAUCACUUGUCUGCUAAUUAUAUUAGCGGAUGGAGGUAGUAAAACAGAAAUACAAGAGUUAUGAGGAGCUUAAGAAGGACCUAGAGAGUUUAGAGAUGAACAUUAAAACUGACCGUGAGACGAUCCUAGAACUGACCGGAAUGCUGAACUCUACUUCUAUUGACAACACGGAGAGGAUUGAUGUCAUGGAGAACUUACUGGACUACAUGCAUCAGAUUGAUAAUGCUAUCCUAUUUUGUGACAUUGGUGGUAUGAAAAUGGUUAUAAAGAGCCUCAAUGACUCUGAUGAGAACGUCAGGUCCAUCUCGGCGUCACUCUUGGCAUCAUCUCUUCAGAAUAACCCUAAAGUGAAAAUAUACUGUAUUGAGGCUGGUCUUCUCCAACAUUUUGUGCGUGCACUUUCAACGGAAGCGGAAGUCUCCGUUAAGAGGAAGCUUUUAUUUGCACUGUCGGCAAUGGUUCGAAACUUUCCGUACGCUCAAACGAAGUUCGGCAAUCUCGGCGGGUUCAGUGUCCUGGCGAAGUUAUUUUCAGAGCAAGGGCCGGCGGAAGAUGUGAUGAAACUUACCGAGAGGGCGCUGUCUCUGGUUGUAGAUCUGAUGGAAGAGCACGAGUCAGUAACCAAGGACAACAGAGAGCAUUCAUCCAAGGAGAUGUUAAGACAGUAUGAUGAGUUUCCUCUGCAGGAUCACCUGGUACAAAAUGGAUUCUGUGGAAUCGUGUGUGAUCUCUUGGAUAACAUUCCACCGCGAGAGUUUGAGAGCACCGUGGAAAUUAUUCUGAAAGCUGCCUUGAAAUUAAAGGACUCAUGUUUGCAGCAUUUCAAAGAUCAUGCUGGAAAAAUAAAAUUUCUCCGAGAUAACUUAAUACAUCUUUACCACCAAGACACUGAAUUAGAAUUUUACAAAGAUUGGUCUGAAAUUGCAAAUAAAUUGUUUCAUUUUCUGAUGAUGAAGGACGAACUCUGACCAAAACUAAACAGAAAGACUGGAAUGAAAGAAUCAGUUCUUGACAUGUGCACAGUUUUGAUCUUUGUGUUUAGCUAGGAUGAAGGCCAAGUGGUGUGGAACAUAAAAAUAUGAGUGUUGGUGUUCAGGGAUAUAGAUGUGAAGUGAGUAAAUUUAACGAAUUCCGUUGUUGAACGAUAAAGAAAAA